CAAAACAGAUCCCAUCUUUUAUUUACCUCAUCGCGGAUAAAAAUACCCGCUCAUGUCAUGAACAGCUUUGCGGAUGUAUCAGAAGGUGUCACCGCGCAGGUCCAUCCAUGACAGUCGCCCUCCGCAGACAUGGGCUCCCUGGAUGAUGCGGAUGAGCAGCACAACCUGCAGCUUGGGAUGGAUCAGUCGCAGGAUGUAGAGAGGGACACUCAGUACAGCUGGGCCGCCCUGUGGAACAUAAUGACCAUCGGGGGCAGUAUCUGUCUCCUGGUCCUCUCCCAGAUAUUGGAUUUAACCACCCUGCAGAGCGGAUUCUGGACGGGGGAGAUGCCCGGCUCUGUGCUGGUGAUCAUUUUCUUUGUCGUGGCUGUCAUGGCAUUGAUUGGCACCAUGAUAUGGUACCUCAAGUCUCAUGCUGAACCAGUCCUGUCGGAGGACAGACGCCAAUCCGUGAGCCGCCAGCCCUCCUUCACCUACUCGGAAUGGACAGAUGACAAAGUGGAGGAAUUCCUGGACCUAGACCCCGUACCAGACACCCCCGUCUUUGACUGUUUGAUGGACAUUAGAGGGGACAUAGACUUGGGAACUCUGUCCGUGAAACCUGUGGGGCUGCAGGAAAGGAGGGGCUCCAAUGUAUCUCUGACUCUGGACAUGUGCACCCCAGGGUCCACUGAGCCAUAUGGCCACAUCAUGUCCCCACGGGAACAGUCCACUCGGGAAUGUCUUGAAACCGCCAGCAACGUCCUGACUCCAGAGGAGCUGCAUGACAAAGCCCUGGAUUCUUUUGAGCUUCAGAAAGAGUUCUUUGAAAUCCCAAUGAACUUUGUUGAUCCAAAGGAAUAUGAAAUCCUCGGCUUAGUGCGGAAAAACAGAUACAAAACCAUCCUCCCAAACCCUCAUAGCAGAGUGUGCCUUACAUCACCAGACCAGGAGGAUGACCCUCUGAGUUCUUAUAUAAAUGCUAAUUAUAUAAGGGGUUAUGGAGAAAAGGAAAAAGUUUACAUUGCAACUCAGGGACCCACUGUGAACACGGUGGCGGAUUUCUGGAAGAUGGUCUGGCAGCAGCAGUCACCUAUUAUCGUCAUGAUCACCAACAUUGAGGAAGUCAAUGAGAAAUGUACAGAAUACUGGCCGGAAAAACAUGGCCUCUAUGAAGGAAUAGAGGUGACCGUGAAUAACAUCAUCCAGGAGGACGACUACGUAUUAAGACUCAUGACUUUAAAGAAUGGUGAGGAAGAAAGGAGUCUGAAACAUUUCUGGUACACGUCAUGGCCGGACCAGAAGACCCCGGAUCAGGCCCCAGCACUUUUAAAGCUAGUGGAAGAUGUGGAGGAAGCCAUGAAGGCCGAGCAUAAUAACAGACCUAUAAUUGUCCACUGCAGCGCAGGGAUUGGAAGAACCGGCUGCUUCAUUGCCACCACAAUUCUGUGUAAACAGCUGAAGAAUGAGGGGAUGGUGGACAUUCUGAGGACCACCUGCCAACUGAGGUUAGACAGGGGUGGAAUGAUCCAGACCGGUGAGCAGUACCAGUUCGUCCACCAUGUACUGAGCUUGUUCGUCAAACAGAAUCCCUGCACGGUAGAGGAAUAACCACUGCGGGAAUUUAGGCGGGGGCUCUCCAAACACGCUAAUAGGAAUAAGAUCAGCGGCGCCCGCCAUUAUCUGGCUUCGGGGGAGACAUUUUCUUUCUUAAAAGGUGGAUCAAAGGAAUUUUGCAGCAAAUGAAGUAGAAUACGGGACCUGACGUACAACAAAAUGGGACAAUCCUCACCAAAAAAAAAAGUUCAAAAAUGUCGAGAGUUUCUAUUGUACAUAGAAGCGGUCGCAUCGGUUUGUAUAUGAAGAUAAUUACAUUUGUGUUUUUAAGUUUUACUAUUUUUCUGGGGGUAAGAAUAAUAAAUUGCUUCUGACUGCAGUGUUGAGCGGCGUCGCGCAGAAUUCUGUAACGUAUUGAUGCUGACGAGUAAUUUCUUUGCC
This is a messenger RNA of Bufo bufo (common toad), 1977 nucleotides long. RefSeq names its product protein tyrosine phosphatase non-receptor type 5 (gene PTPN5). The transcript has 12 exons. Gene Ontology annotation, biological process: protein dephosphorylation. Bases 130 to 1590 code for a protein of 486 amino acids. The record is from RefSeq and is a predicted model, not a curated record. Lineage: Eukaryota; Metazoa; Chordata; Amphibia; Anura; Bufonidae. Gene Ontology annotation, molecular function: protein tyrosine phosphatase activity.